AUGGGUAACAAAAAAUCAAAAGCGUCUGUUCAAAUCAAUACACAAGCUAAUACUAAACACGUAUCAAAUAUUUCUAAGGAUGCAGUUACAAAUCGGCGUAUGAACAUGAAAAGAAUGCAAAAUGUCCUACUAAUUUGGUUGGAUAGUAAUAUUAACGAUAAUGAUCCUGAUUGUAAUAAUAUAAUCCAACAAUUGACACGUCUUGUUAACAACGUAAAAACAUUUACAGAUGAUAAACAAUGUGUUGAAUUUAUUCAAACGGCUACCAACAACAAAAUAAUUAUGAUUGUUUCUGGUUCACUUGGACAACAUAUUGUACCUCAUGUACAUAAUAUGUCUCAAGUAGAUAACAUUUUUAUUUUUUGUAACAAUCAAGAAUGGCAUAAACAAUGGGCGAAAGAAUGGUCUAAAAUAAAAGGAGUCUACACAGAUAUAACAUUAAUCUGUGAAGCUCUCAAACAAGCUGCUCACCAAUGUGAGCAAAAUGCCAUCUCAAUCAGCAUUGUGGCACCAAACAAUAAAUUGGAUCAAUUAGAUCCACCCUUUAUGUAUACCCAGAUCUUGAAAGAGAUCUUAUUAACUAUCAACUUUGAAGAUAAACAUAUUAAAGAAUUUAUUACCUAUUAUCGUGAAGCAUUUGUCAAAAAUGAGUCUGAUUUACGUAAUAUUGAAGAAUUGGAACGUGAUUAUCAUGAUAAAAGACCUAUUUGGUGGUAUACUUAUCAAUGUUUUUUAUAUCGGAUGCUCAAUCAAGCAUUAAGAUUAAUGAAUGUUGAUAUUAUUCUUCGAAUGGGUUUCUUUUUUAAUGAUCUACAUCGUGAUAUUCAACGACUACAUUCGGAACAUCUUGAUAGUCAACAAUCUGAUGAAAUAUUUGAAGUUUAUCGUGGGCAACGUCUUUUAAAAGAAGAUUUUACCAAAAUGAAAAAUGCUAAAGGUGGACUUCUUUCAUUUAAUAACUUUCUAUCAACUAGUAAAGAUCGUGAUGUUUCUCUUUGUUUUGCACCACAAGUUGAUACAGAACCUGAUCUUGUUGGAAUUCUGUUUGUUAUAUCUAUAAAUCCUACUCAUUCAACAGCUCCAUUUGCUUCUCUUACGAAUGUUAGUCAUUUUGACGACGAAGAUGAAAUUCUUUUCUCUAUGCAUACCAUUUUUCGUAUUGAAGAUAUUGAACCAAUAGAUGAAGACAAUAAUCUUUACCAAGUGAAUUUAACAUUGACCAAUAACAACGACCAAGAUCUUCGUACUCUUACUGAUCGUAUCCGACAGGAAACCUAUCCAAAUGCGGCAGGAUGGCAGAGAUUAGGAUUACUGUUAAUUAAAAUGGGUGAGUUUAACAAGGCUCAAGAAGUUUAUGAAAUUUUACUUCAUCAAACAACGCAUGAAAAUGACAAAUCACCUAUUUAUAAUCAACUAGGUUGGAUCACAAACAGUCAAGGAAUAUAUUCAAAAGCACUUACAUAUUAUAAAAAAUCACUUACUAUCUGUCAGAAAACACUUCCUUCUAAUCAUCUUAAUUUAGCUAUGUCCUACAACAACAUCGGUGUGCUGUAUGACAAAAUAGGUGAUUAUUCCAAAGCACUUUCAUCUCAUAAGAAAGCCCUUGAAAUUCGACAACAAUCACUUCCUUUUGAUCAUCCUGAUUUGGCUGCUUCCUAUAACAACAUCGGUACAGUUUAUGAUGGCAAGCGUGAUUAUAAAACGGCACUUGAAUUUUAUAAAAAAGCCCUUCCAAUUCAGGAGAAAUCACUUCCUCCCAAUCAUCCUCAUUUGGGUGGUUUCUGUAACAACAUCGGUUUGGUGUAUGAGAAUAUGGGCAACUAUCUAGAAGCUCAUUCAUUUUAUAAACGUGCUGUACAAAUUGCACAACAAUCAUUACUACCAAAUCAUCCAAACCUUCAGAAAUGGACAAUCAAUCUCGAACGCAUAGAAACGAAAUUAUAA
This is a messenger RNA of Adineta steineri, 1944 nucleotides long. The record is from the annotation of a GenBank genome assembly. Lineage: Eukaryota; Metazoa; Rotifera; Eurotatoria; Adinetida; Adinetidae.